AAAAAACUAAUCCAUCCGUUUCAAUUUAUACUGCAUUUUUUGAAUUUGAAUUUCGAAAAUCAAAUAAGUAAUUUUUUCAAGACUCAUUUAAAUAGUCGAAAUUAUCAACUAUUGUUACUAGUUAUAUUUAUUUACUUUUCAAAUAUGCAAACUUAAAAGAUUUUAUCAAAUUCAGUCUAACGUUAAACAGUUAGUCAUUUGUGUGGAGUUUCCAUUCUCCCUCUAAUUAAAACAAGGGAGAAGAGCUUGGGUAGCGUAAAGACGGAGGUUGUUAGGGGUAAAUAUGGGUUGGGCAAUAGCGUUGCACGGUGGAGCAGGUGACAUACCCAUGGAUCUGCCCGCGGAUGUCCGUGAGCCCAGAGAAGCCUGUCUUCGUCAUUGCUUACAGAUGGGCAUCGAUGCUCUCAAGGCCCACAAAUCCCCUUUAGAUGUUGUUGAACUCGUGGUGCGUGAACUGGAAAACAACGAAUACUUCAAUGCUGGUAGAGGGUCUGUUUUAACCAGCAGUGGUACAGUAGAAAUGGAAGCAUGUAUCAUGGAUGGGAAUACGAAAAACUGUGGAGCUGUUUCUGGCCUAACCACUGUUGUCAAUGCUAUAUCUUUGGCUAGGCUGGUCAUGGAAAAAACUCCACAUAUAUAUCUUGCAUUUGAGGGAGCGGAAGCAUUUGCAAGGGAGCAGGGGGUUGAAACCAUGGACCCAAGCCAUUUUAUCACUCCAAGAAAUAUUGAGAGAUUAAAGCAAGCAAAAGAAGCAAACAGAGUCCAGGUAGAUUAUAAUACACGGCCUAUACCAAAAGAUAACAAGCCACCAGCUCCUAGUGGGGAUAGCGAGCUAGGAACAGUUGGAUGUGUAGCCGUUGAUAGCUAUGGACAUUUAGCUACUGCUACUUCUACUGGAGGACUAGUAAACAAGAUGGUUGGAAGGAUAGGAGAUACUCCCGUUAUUGGUGCAGGUACAUAUGCGAAUAAACUAUGUGCAGUCUCUGCUACAGGCCAAGGAGAUGCUAUUAUCCGUGCAACUGUAGCAAGAGACGUGGCUGCUCUAAUGGAGUAUAAAGGGCUUUCUCUCAAGGAGGCAGCAGAUUUCGUUGUAGAGGAAUGUGCCCCAAAAGGAACCACUGGCCUGAUUGCUGUAUCUGCCACUGGCGAAGUUACCAUGCCAUUUAAUACAACUGGCAUGUUUAGAGCUUGUGCAACUGAAUAUGGUCACAGAGAAUUAGCAAUUUGGUAACUUUUCAUUAGAAUAGAUUAGUCUUUGUUGUGUAUUCUAGCCACACCAAGGAAAUGUGACAGAAUCUAUUGUUCAAUAAGAGGAAAUUGGGUCUCCUUCAUUUGUAUAGGACAAAUUAAUGCUAUGUUGUACUUAAUAUUUCAGGGACAUGAUGUUUACACUUCACUUUAUGGGAUGGGAGAAGUACUUCCCCUGCAAAAGAUGUGACCCGUGAUAAAGUGAGGUCAGAUUCGUGUGCAACUGUAGUACCCUAUUGCUUUAAUAAUACCAUCAGUUAUGCAUAUUA
Messenger RNA from Lycium barbarum (goji berry), 1517 nucleotides. RefSeq names its product isoaspartyl peptidase/L-asparaginase. Gene Ontology annotation, molecular function: hydrolase activity. The record is from RefSeq and is a predicted model, not a curated record. The transcript has 4 exons. Bases 284 to 1231 code for a protein of 315 amino acids. Lineage: Eukaryota; Viridiplantae; Streptophyta; Magnoliopsida; Solanales; Solanaceae.